GGCCGGGCUCCGCUUUUAAGAUGGCGUCUCCUCAGGGGGGCCAGAUUGCGAUCGCGAUGAGGCUGCGGAACCAGCUCCAGUCAGUGUACAAGAUGGACCCGCUACGGAACGAGGAGGAGGUGCGCGUGAAGAUCAAAGACCUGAACGAGCACAUCGUCUGCUGCCUGUGCGCCGGCUACUUCGUGGACGCCACGACCAUCACCGAGUGUCUCCAUACGUUCUGCAAAAGUUGCAUCGUGAAGUACCUGCAGACCAGCAAGUACUGCCCUAUGUGUAACAUCAAGAUCCACGAGACACAGCCCCUGCUCAACCUCAAGUUGGACCGGGUCAUGCAGGACAUCGUGUACAAGCUGGUGCCUGGCCUGCAGGACAGCGAAGAGAAACGGAUUCGGGAGUUCUACCAGUCAAGGGGUUUGGACCGGGUCACCCAGCCCAGUGGGGAAGAGCCAGCCCUCAGCAACCUUGGCCUGCCCUUCAGCAGCUUCGACCACUCGAAGGCCCACUACUACCGUUACGACGAGCAGCUGAGCCUGUGCCUGGAACGGCUGAGUUCUGGCAAAGACAAGAAUAAAAGUGUCCUGCAGAACAAAUACGUCCGGUGUUCUGUGCGAGCGGAGGUCCGCCACCUCCGGAGGGUCCUGUGUCAUCGCCUGAUGCUCAGCCCCCAGCACGUGCAGCUGCUCUUCGACAACGAAGUCCUCCCCGACCACAUGACCAUGAAACAGAUCUGGCUGUCCCGCUGGUUCGGCAAGCCGUCUCCUUUGCUCUUACAGUACAGUGUAAAAGAGAAGAGGAGGUAGGGGCCAAGCCCCUGCUCCCCCACCCCCUCCCGCCCUCCCCAGAUAUUUAUGUAAAAUGAACUGUGGCUUUAUUUUUUGAAAUAAAAACUUUUAAAAA
Molecule: messenger RNA, 897 nt
Organism: Elephantulus edwardii (Cape elephant shrew)
Lineage: Eukaryota; Metazoa; Chordata; Mammalia; Macroscelidea; Macroscelididae
Gene: PCGF1
Product: polycomb group ring finger 1
Exons: 9
Coding region: 21-800 (259 amino acids)
Biological process (GO): negative regulation of transcription by RNA polymerase II
Cellular component (GO): PRC1 complex
Molecular function (GO): promoter-specific chromatin binding
Source: RefSeq, a predicted model, not a curated record